Messenger RNA from Mollisia scopiformis, 1062 nucleotides. Its product is annotated as SGNH hydrolase. The record is from RefSeq and is a predicted model, not a curated record. The transcript has 2 exons. The coding region runs from base 1 to 792 and encodes 263 amino acids. NCBI's taxonomy places the organism in Eukaryota, Fungi, Ascomycota, Leotiomycetes, Helotiales, Mollisiaceae. Gene Ontology annotation, molecular function: hydrolase activity, acting on ester bonds.
AUGAAAUCUGUUGCCAUUGUUCCCACGCUGGCAGUCGCUGCGUUUGCUGCUCCAGCUAAAGACAUCGAGAAGAGAGCUACCCCUCAUGUCUACCUAGCUGGAGAUUCGACGAUGGCUCUCGGAGGAGGAGGAACUUCAACUCAAGGUUGGGGCGUCUACCUUCCAUACUCUCUCAAAGAUGUUACAGUAGUAAACGACGCAGUAGCUGGUCGCUCCGCACGCUCGUACACGGACGAAGGUCGAUUCACGACCCUGGUAAAUACUGUAGCGUCUGGAGACUGGGUCAUCAUCGAAUUCGGACAUAAUGAUGGCGGUUCGCUCUCUCCUACGGACAAUGGCCGGAGCGACUGUGUGGGCUCAGGAAGUGAAACCUGCACCACAGCUGCGGGUGUUGUGGUACAAACGUACGUCACGUACCUGACCAACGCAGCAAAAGCGCUGUUGGCGAAAGGCGCAAAAGUCAUCAUCAGCUCUCCCACACCGGACAAUACGUGUGAGAGUGGGACUUGCUCUUAUACCCCGAGUCGAUUCACGGCGUACUGCAAAGACGUUGUCGAGAAUGCGGGAAAUGGAGCCAGCUUUGUGGAUCAUGGACAAUAUGUUGCGAAUGAGUUCAACGCUCUAGGUGCCACGGUUGUGAAUAGUUAUUAUCCCAAGGAUCACACUCAUACCAGUCCUAUUGGAGCGAAUGUCGUAGCAGCGGCCUUCAUGAAGGGGCUGAUGUGCAAUAAUGAUCCGUUGGCGACAUACUCGAAGAAUACUACUGCGAGCAUCGCUGGAAGUUGUAUAUAAGAUGUCGUUGGCACAGAGAACUCACGAGCUGAUGGUUUUUGGAAAAUGGAAGGAAAAGAGCUAUUUUCCUGACUUCUUUGUACAUAUUUGGAUCCGCAAGAGGGAAUUGUAAAUACGAGAUCAAGCAUAUUGCAGAUUCAAGCCUCCAUGUAGCCGGAGCGUCCCCCUCGACGCCUCCGCAACGUUUAUGCAACGACCUUCCGGCAACGCUGCCGCAACGUCGCCUCGACGUUUUUCAACAACGUUGCCGCAACGCUGCCAGGAAGUUCC